Messenger RNA from Pungitius pungitius (ninespine stickleback), 2751 nucleotides. RefSeq names its product cytokine receptor common subunit gamma-like. Gene Ontology annotation, biological process: cytokine-mediated signaling pathway. Gene Ontology annotation, molecular function: cytokine receptor activity; protein binding. Lineage: Eukaryota; Metazoa; Chordata; Actinopteri; Perciformes; Gasterosteidae. The coding region runs from base 72 to 1055 and encodes 327 amino acids. Gene Ontology annotation, cellular component: external side of plasma membrane. The record is from RefSeq and is a predicted model, not a curated record. The transcript has 8 exons.
UACCACAUCGAUUCAGAGUGGUAGAAGCACACGGCGCUGAUGCUCAGAGCUUCCUGUUUUUAGGUGUCACAAUGGCGACUAUGUUGCUUCUGCUUCUCUGUCUGACAGGACACGUGUUUGCCAAAGAACCACCCGAUGUAGACUGUUUGGUGGUGAACCUGAACCAUGUUCAAUGUUCCUGGGAUAAGGAGGGGACUCCAGAAGUCAAUUACACCUUCUACAGCUGGUUCAACAAUGAAGAGGUCAGUGAGUGCCCCACCUAUCUGUUGGAGACCAAUAUAAACACUGGAUGUAAACAGCCCUACCGCAAUGGGCAGAGGUUCGGGCGAUUUUACAGCAGACUUCAACUUCAACAUGGCCAACAGAAUAAACCGAAGGAGCAUUUUCUUAAAAACAAAGUCAAGUUAAAUCCACCAACUAACGUGACUGCUCAGAAUCGAUCCGACUCCAACCUGUGGGUCAAUUGGAACCAGACAAAUUGUGUGCAGAGUGAGGGUCGCUACAGGAUCAACAACAGGAACUGGGAGACUUUUAAGGUUAGUACUGACGUGAAGGAAUACUGCAUCAACUUGCCCUCAAGGAAAUCCCUGUAUGAGGUGCAAGUGAGGAGCAGAGUGUCGUCUCUUUGUGGAGAGUCUGAAUUCUGGAGUGACUGGAGUGAGCCUGUGCUCUGGGGAUCUAACAACAGCACAGCCAAUCAGAUGGACAUGUCAAUGUCCGUGUGGAACCCAGUGCUCUACGCGGUGGGGGCUUUCAUCCUCAUCCUACUGGUCAUGAUGCUGCUGCACCAUGAAAGGAUCAGAAUCAUUUUCAUCCCUGUGGUUCCUAAGCCAUCUCCAAAACUUCACAACAUCGAGGAUUGGUUUCAAUUCCCUAAAGGCCUGAAAGAGAGUUUUAACUACAACGAGCGUCCCUGUAUUGUCCGCGAGUAUUGCCAUGUUGCUCAAGUUGACAGCGAGGCCUCCUCUAUCCCUGAGAGCGAAUGGGACCUGUCCAACUCCGGCUCCUCUUCUACCACCACUGUCUUGUCCGAGGAGGGGAUGGUUUCUGUUUAGGAGGUAUCUCAGGCAAAAAUUACAAAGCAGAUAUUCCUAUACGACUGCAAAGAUCACAAAUGUUUUGUCCCCUUGAUGAGAAGAAAACCUCUGCGAGGAACCUAGCAAUUUGAUUAAAUUAAAGUCAUCAACACAAAUUAACACAAAUAACCUAAUGCAGAGGCUAAGUGUAACCAAAAAAAACUUUCUUUAUAUAUUACUUUUCAUUCCUGACAAGUUACUUUUAAAAACAUGCUUCAAAGUAUGAUCAUAUAUCAAGUGCUUAUCAACCCCUUUGGGGCAACUAUGUUUUCUCUAGUUUUCGCUCUUUUUGUUGCAUAUCCAAAAAACAGUAUUUAGAUAAUCCCUCAUAAUUCCUGAUUUAAGCACAAUUAUUCCUAAAACGUAUACUUUAUUAUAGGUUAUACAUAUUUCACAUAACUUAUCAUCAUGUCAUUUCUGUACCAUGUUUUUUUAACUGUCAUUAACCAUAAAACCCAGCCUUACCCAGCUGAGCAGGAGGAGGAAAAGCCCAAAGAAAAAUGUAGGGAUUAUAUUUGUAAUAAUAAAACAGGAAUGCAAUCCUGGGGUGAUUUAAAGGGUGAUAAAUAGUAAAAUCACUGACUUUACAUUUAGCUUUAGUCAGGGUUUUUUUCAGGUUUUACAUUUUUUGCCUAAAUUGAGUUUAGUGAUAUGGUUUUGCUGUGUAUUGAAACGUGUGUAUUUUAUAUAUUCAACCUUUUAUAAGAUAUUGUGUAAUGAAACAAAGUCAUGUGCCUAAAUCCCAAAAUGAUUAACAUAUUCAAAUGUAAUUUUAAUUUAGAAGUAAAAUGGCUUGCACACGAUGCAUAGCUGUGUGUUUGGUAACAUUUGUAAAAGUAGUAAUUAACUGGAUGUUGGUUUUAGAGAUGUUUUAUUAUGACAUCUAAUAUCUCAAUGUUCACAAUUCACUUAAGUACUGAGAAAAAACACAAUAUGUGUAGUUAAAUUUUAUAACAAGGUGUUAUAUAUAAAAGGUUUAUAAACUUCAGCGGAUGAGCUAUUGGCUUUAACAAUGGAUAAAAAUCUUCACUUUCUAAUGUUAUCUGCAAACUGGGGUUGUCAAGUCUGGAAAUAUUUUAGAACUGCUACAAUACAACACAAACACCUGUUUAUAAUUUGAAUACUAGAUUGUGUAUUGUAUAUACCCUUUAUAAUGACAUUAUAAUAUUAGAAUGUUCAGAUAACUUGAUGGAUUAUUAGAAGUUGAGCAACUAUUUAGCAUCUAUUAAUGGAUUCAUAUAUUUAUAACGGUAUUAUCACUAAAUUGAAGGACAAAUGCUAGCCAAAUUUAGUAUUCACACACAACACAACAUACAUGUCUUCAUUAGGCCUUGAGAGGAGUCUAUACGACAUAAGUAAGUCCUUCCUAUUGCAUAAGAAAAAGCCACUUCAACCAAUGAUGGCUCAUUAGAAAGUGGUAACUCAAAAUUAGAAUAACAAGAUGGUAUGCUUGCAUAGUAGGCUAAUAUAACAAUAGCUUCAACCUAGCUCAUUCUUUUUUAAUCAUAUUAAUGUGUAUGUUACAUUUCUUAAUAUCUGUUAAUGUACUUUUUGAGUUUGAUUGGUAGUUUAUUGUAACCCUUACGUUUACUUUUUAAAACACGCAUUUGCUAUUGGGUGUGCUAUUUAGACGUUGUGUCAUGACCUGUUUAAUAAAUAUAACGUUACAUGUCCA